AUGGACGACCAACCAAUGUUUAUUGAUCCUACCAAAGAACCAGUACGUUACUUGGAGCCAAAAACUGAAGUUGAUUUCGCAUCAGAAAUUGAUGUGGAGAAAAUAUCGGAAACUGAGUAUCGUGGUAAAUUACCAUUAAGAAAACCUUUAGCCAGUCGUCAUGGUGUUUAUGGUGGGGCAUUGUGUGCUCAGGCAAUCUUGGUUGCCAUGAGAUCAGUACCUUCUGAUUUCAAACCCCAUGCAAUCCAUUCAUAUUUCACAAAAGGUGUCAAUGAAGAUUCGGUGAUUGAAUGGAAAGUACAAAAAUUAUCCAAUGGUAAAACAUAUGCCAAUCGAAUUGUGCUUGGGUGUCAAGAUAAUCGGGUUGUCUUUAGUGCCAAUAUUUCAUUAACAAAUAAAAAUGUCACUAAACCAAGAGAUGAUGGAUUAGUUCCCUUUAGUUAUCAAAACAAUGCACCACCAGAGCUAUUAAAUUAUGACAUUAGUAAAUUAAAAGGAAUAGCUAAUCCAAACUUACACAUUACCCUUCGAGAAACACCCAAAUCUAAAGUAGAUGAUGUUUACCCUUAUGUGAUAAAAUUUGGUAUUCCCGAAUGUGAAACCCUUGUACCAGUACCUGAAGAAUACAAAUAUGCACUAUUUACUUGGAUAACUGACUGGAUGUUUUUAUCAAGAGCAUUUGCUGCUGGUAUAGGAAUGAGAGUUAAAGCUGAUUUUGAUGUUUCUUUGGAUCAUACCAUAUAUUUCCAUGAUGAUGAUCUUGAUGCUACCAAAUGGGUAGGAAUUAGUAUGAGGCCAACUAGAUCAGAACAUGGAAGAACUUUGAUGAUCUGUGAUUUGUAUAAUGAUAAGGGAAAACAAGUUGCUACUGUGGUCCAAGAACGGUUAUUCAUUGUUAAACCAACUGCAAAUUUAUAG
Lodderomyces orthopsilosis Co 90-125 is the source of this 918-nucleotide messenger RNA. RefSeq lists its product as uncharacterized. The record is from RefSeq and is a predicted model, not a curated record. Gene Ontology annotation, molecular function: fatty acyl-CoA hydrolase activity. The coding region runs from base 1 to 918 and encodes 305 amino acids. Gene Ontology annotation, cellular component: peroxisomal matrix. The transcript has a single exon. Gene Ontology annotation, biological process: fatty acid catabolic process; acyl-CoA metabolic process. NCBI's taxonomy places the organism in Eukaryota, Fungi, Ascomycota, Pichiomycetes, Serinales, Debaryomycetaceae.